AUCAAAGCUGAAACCAUGCCGCUCGCAGUGGAUCUAUUGCACCCUUCCCCCGUGUCGGAGAGAAGGAAACAUAAGUUGAAGAGGCUGGUGCCACAUCCGAACUCAUACUUUAUGGAUGUUAAAUGUCCCGGCUGCUACAAGAUUACGACCGUAUUCAGUCAUGCCCAGAGGGUAGUCGUUUGCGCUGGAUGCUCAACGAUCCUCUGCCAGCCUACUGGAGGUCGUGCUAGGUUAACUGAAGGAUGUUCGUUUAGAAGAAAGCAACAUUAAACAUUUCCUGAUGAGAAGCCGCUAUUAUUUAAGAUUUGCAUUUUUAUUCCCAAGCACGUGAAGAGAGUACGAGUUUUAUUAUAAAAAUGUAUUUGUUAAAGCAAACAACCUAAAAUAAAGGCUUUUUCAAAGG
Hyposmocoma kahamanoa is the source of this 403-nucleotide messenger RNA. RefSeq names its product 40S ribosomal protein S27 (gene RpS27). Bases 16 to 270 code for a protein of 84 amino acids. Gene Ontology annotation, biological process: ribosomal small subunit assembly; translation. Lineage: Eukaryota; Metazoa; Arthropoda; Insecta; Lepidoptera; Cosmopterigidae. Gene Ontology annotation, molecular function: structural constituent of ribosome; RNA binding. The record is from RefSeq and is a predicted model, not a curated record. Gene Ontology annotation, cellular component: cytosolic small ribosomal subunit; ribosome. The transcript is spliced from 3 exons.